Homarus americanus (American lobster) is the source of this 654-nucleotide messenger RNA. RefSeq lists its product as uncharacterized. The coding region runs from base 1 to 654 and encodes 217 amino acids. The transcript has 2 exons. The record is from RefSeq and is a predicted model, not a curated record. Lineage: Eukaryota; Metazoa; Arthropoda; Malacostraca; Decapoda; Nephropidae.
AUGUCAUCAAUAUACCCAAUCUCCGACAUCUUGCUUAUUCAGAGUGGUGGAAACGAACGCAAUUCAAAUUACCUGAAUAAGCUGGAAAGUGGGGACACAGGAGCCGUGCAGUCAGCAGCUCAUUCACUUGAGGACAAAAGAGUGUUGAGGCUAUGGUCAGAGACAGGCAUCAAAACUAAUGGUCAUUACCAAUUUCCCAUACCGUUCCGUAAUGAGAACACGGAACUCCCAAACAACAAGGCCGUGGCGCAGCGUCGACUAGAUGGGCUUCCAAGGAGACUAUCCAAGGACGCACGGCUGCAACAAGGAUACGUAGAGGAAAUAAAUAAACUGCUUGCUGAAGGAUAUGUUGAAUCAGUGCCUAAGUGCCAGUUGGAGUCAGAUACUGGACUGGUCUGGUAUCUGCCUCAUCACCCAGUGUUGAACCCAAAUAAGCCAAACAAAGUACGCAUAAUUUUUGACUGUGCAGCCAAACACAAAAGGACAUCGCUGAACGACCAGGUACUACAAGGUCCAGACUUCAACAACAAAUUACUUGGAGUCCUGUGUGGGUUUCGCCAAGGAACUACAGCCAUCAUGGCAGAUGUGGAGGCUAUGUACCAUCAAAUCCAUGUAGCGCCAGAACAUCGAGAUGCGUUAAGAUUCCUCUGGUAG